This is a messenger RNA of Cladocopium goreaui, 918 nucleotides long. The record is from the annotation of a GenBank genome assembly. NCBI's taxonomy places the organism in Eukaryota, Dinophyceae, Suessiales, Symbiodiniaceae.
AUGCGCUAUGUGGCUGAGUCGCUACAUACAGCCACCAGCGUUUUGUUGCAGUCGGGGCCCAUGGGUCCAAUACUGCUCUCAGCAAUUCUGGCGGCCAGCAAAGCCAUGCGCAAACAGGGAACGAUCUCGCUGGGCGGAAAUGAGGCCUUGCUCUACGUUCAAUCCUUCCAGCAGAAGGGAUGUUCACUGAGUUUCUUCCACAAGCUCAUCGCUUGCAGUGAAUAUCGCUGGGGCUCUGCAAGGCCCGGAGCUUAUCUCCUGCUCAACAGCGUUGAGCCGGAGCUGAAAAUUCUCCUACAUGGCAAGGGACAGCGCAAGGGAGUGGAGGUUGGACCUGGAGCUGUACUGAUGAAGCACUCGGAAGACGACAAGGUCCUAAUCGAGGAGUCCGUCACGUACAUCGCUUGGAACGUGCGAAAGCUCACCGAGUUGAUCAAACAUACGAAAGAUCCUGCCCUGGUGAAGUUGGUUAGGGACAUGAUCCAGGAGGCAGAUCCUGGAUAUGCUGAUUUCGAUGAGAAGGCGAGUGAACGCCCCAAAAGCGUCAACGGCCUGCUGUCAGCCCUGAGUGAAGCGGUGGAACUCCAAGCAAAGCGUAAAGGCCUUGCCAUGUGUUAUCAAUUGGUGGAAGGUUUACAGCGGCUCGUCUUGAACACGAAUACCACAGCUCGAGAGAAGAUGUGCCAAUGUCGAGCUUUGCUCCUGGAAAGCGCAGACGAUUUGAUGGAAGGUUUGGAGGCUUUAGCCGAUUUCGCUGGAGCUUUCUCAGCCUUAGCCACGAUCAUCACCCACGCGGGCGACGGCUUGUCCACGGACGAGGUUGUGCAGUUGGCUCCGUUGUUCAUGCUUGCCAGCUUGACGAUUGGCAAGACGGCCAAUUCCAUUGCUGGCGAUGCCAAUGAAGGAAUGUCCGGAUAA